AUGCCUCGGCCGUUUCUCCCCCCGACAGCCAUCAGGCUACAGACUACCCUGAACAGCGCCUUAUGUACAGAUUCAACCGAUGAUAGAAGCGAAUACAAUGACACGCCGUAUCCAGAAACAGACGGACAGCGAAAUACCAAGCGAAAACGGCCGAAAUAUAUACGAGAAGGUGACUAUCGCUCAGACAAGAGGAGCCCUGCGGUGAUAGUUAAGGGACCUAAACACGGUCUACAGUCAAAGGGCACGCUUCCACAAGAGUUUAACGUGGAUGAUUUAACCUACAACAGAGCAAAACACGCUAAUACUGAGGAGUCAAAGUUGCUUUUUGGACUAUACCUGGGUGUCCUUGGGAAAGCUGAAGGAACGACGAGUCUAAAGGUUGUGCUAUCGAACCCACAGAGGGAGGUUUUGGUGCCAUCUCGGCCAUGCAAACAAGCCGGGAAUGAUGAUCUAGACGCCAAUGGGGUUUCUCACCUUAUCUCUCUUCUCAACCAAGAAGACUGUGGUGACCAAGAGCUUUUCGCAGCUUACAGACGGAUCCCUUCACCAGGAGUUUCCUACCUUAGCUCAAAAACCAGGGGUAAACUAUUGCAUCGAUUUGCGAAACCCGAACGUAAGGGUCGAACGGGCGUUUUCUAUUACCUUACUUUGGUUGAUGAUAUGUGUGAUGCCUCCCUUGAAAUGUCUCCAUCUCUCUGGACUGCAGCGAUUCAUCUCGCAGGAAAAUCUGCAUCUACUGUGAAACGGGAGGAUCUUGACGCUGCUAUUGGCGUAUGGCGGAGAAUGGAGCAUGAAGGCAAUAUAUCGAGCUCCAGUGUUGCCUUCAACAUUCUCUUUGACCUGGCCAUAAAGUCCGGGCAGUUCCGCGUAGCGGAAAGGAUUAUAGCGGACAUGAAGAAACGAAAAGCCAAGUUCUCCCGGUUUGGCAGGGUUGCGCAAAUUUUUUUCAAUGGCUUAAAGGGGAACGCCCGAGGGGUCCGUCGAGCAUACGAUGAUUUCAUCAAAGCCGGUGAAGUUGUGGACACCGUGGUUUUGAACUGCGUGAUUGCGUCGCUCAUUCGCUCCGGGGAAGCUAAGCUUGCCGAAAUCAUGUAUGAAAGGAUGAAGGAAGCCCACGAGAGACUCAAAAAGAAUACAUCCGAGAAGGCUGUCAUGUAUCCGCUGCCCUCUCAAGACUACUCUGCAUAUCGUAAAGCCAGCAAACGGCUUGGGAGGGUUCUUGGAAUGACUUCUUAUCUCCAUGACAAGCUCCCAGAUCAUCACCGGGCGCUUCAAGCCGCUAUGCCUUUGACACCAGAUGCAAAGACUUUUCACAUACUUCUUUCCUACCACGCACAUGUUACGGGUGAUUUGGGCCGUUUUCUAUCUCUUUUGAGUGAGAUGGAAGGCACUUUGUCAAUUCCCUCUCAUGGUAUGGUCUAUAUCCUGUUGUUUCAGGGGUUUGCCAUCCAUGGUUCAAAGAAGAACACCAGAUGGACAUAUCCUCGCCUACAGCGUGCCUGGCUCUCCUUCCUUCGUGCCGUGCGUGAUUAUGAUGCGUCUAUUCAGACAAAACCACGCACUGUAAACAGAAAGGCCAGAUUCGCCUGGUCGACUGAAACAUCCUUCCUUGAAGGCAAAGAACAAGAAACCCAAGCAACCGCGGAGGAAGUGGAAGAAGCCGAGGAGGAAUUCAAGGAAGAGGCAAAUAGAAUUUUCCACGGCACGUUUAAUGACGCUCGCGAAGAACUCGAGGACGAGUGGAAAUACGAAAAUAGCGUCUAUCUGGGCCGAACUGUCAUCAUUGCAUGCCUCCGCGCCUUCUUUACCUGCGGUGGAAGGUCUGCUGUUCUUGGAGUAUGGGAACAGAUUGAUCAAUUAUGGCAAGGAAAUUUGAAACAGAGAGAUAUCGAUGCAGUGCGGGCAGUUCUCCGAGAACUCGUGCCGCCCCGAUGUAACUGA
Messenger RNA from Trichophyton benhamiae CBS 112371, 1941 nucleotides. RefSeq names its product pentatricopeptide repeat protein. The coding region runs from base 1 to 1941 and encodes 646 amino acids. Gene Ontology annotation, molecular function: protein binding. Lineage: Eukaryota; Fungi; Ascomycota; Eurotiomycetes; Onygenales; Arthrodermataceae. The record is from RefSeq and is a predicted model, not a curated record. The transcript has a single exon.